This is a messenger RNA of Orbilia oligospora ATCC 24927, 3093 nucleotides long. RefSeq lists its product as uncharacterized. Gene Ontology annotation, molecular function: ATP binding; protein serine/threonine kinase activity. Bases 1 to 3093 code for a protein of 1030 amino acids. Gene Ontology annotation, biological process: actin cortical patch assembly; protein autophosphorylation; actin filament organization. NCBI's taxonomy places the organism in Eukaryota, Fungi, Ascomycota, Orbiliomycetes, Orbiliales, Orbiliaceae. The record is from RefSeq and is a predicted model, not a curated record. The transcript is spliced from 6 exons. Gene Ontology annotation, cellular component: cytoplasm.
AUGGCUUCCAGCUACAACCACAUCUCCCAACCGCAAUCUGCUCAGUAUGAUCCGGCCUAUCACCAUCAUCAACGACAGCAUCAGCAGCAUGCUUCACCCCCGGCUCAACAGGGAGCUCCACCACCAUCGCAGCAGCAGCCUCGCCAUUAUCAACCCCAUUCUUACCCUCCGAAACAGAAUAAUGCUCCUCCUGGUACCUUUCAACCGGGUACGAAGAUUAGGGUCGGCUCCCAUAAUUGCGUGGUUGAAAGAUACCUUUCCGAAGGUGGAUUCGCCCAUGUAUACGUUGUUAAGAUCGAUCAAAUUGUCGAAGGCACGGAUAUUGCCGUUCUGAAGCGUGUCGCCGUUCCUGAUAAGGAGGCAUUGGCGAAUAUGCGCACAGAAGUAGAUACCAUGAAAAGGCUUAAAGGGCAUAGACAUAUCGUGAAGUACAUUGACUCUCACGCGUCGCAUUUGAAAUCAGGCGGCUAUGAGGUUUUCCUCUUGAUGGAAUACUGUGCAGGUGGAGGCUUAAUCGACUUCAUGAACACACGUUUGCAGCAUCGGUUGACAGAACCGGAGAUUUUAAAGAUCUUCAGUGAUGCCGCAGAAGGGGUCGCUUGCAUGCAUUACCUCCAACCCCCUUUGCUCCAUCGAGAUCUGAAGAUUGAAAAUAUCCUGAUCACUCCGGAGCCACGGACAUACAAGCUUUGUGAUUUCGGCUCUUCUGCAGAACCGCGCCCUGCUGGCAAGAAUGUUACUGAAUGCCGCCUUAUCGAAGAGGAUAUUCAGAAACACACUACACUACAAUAUCGUUCCCCCGAGAUGAUUGACGUGUUCCGUGGCCAGCCGAUAGACGAGAAGUCGGAUAUCUGGGCUCUGGGCGUCUUGUUGUAUAAGUUAUGCUACUAUACCACGCCGUUCGAAGACCAAGGCCAGCUUGCAAUCCUCAACGCUUCAUUCAAAUACCCCCCUUAUCCGCAGUUUUCGUCGCAAGUCAAGGGUUUGAUCGGCUCCAUGCUCCAAGAAGACCCUCGAAAGCGACCUAAUAUUUACGAGAUUGUUUGCGCCGUGUGUAGGUUGCGGGGAAAAAGCGUACCUAUUAAGAAUAUCUACGAUAAAGCCACCGACCGAAGCAAUACAGCACUCCCGGCAGCUCCGCCAGUUGCGACAACCUACCAACCUGCUCUGGUUAAAGAAGCACCGAGACCCCCACCGAAAGAUGAACUCCCCCAGAUUCAGCAGAUGAGACGUGGCCGCCCACCGAGACCCAAUGCUGAACCCAGUCAACGCCCUAGCACCUCAACGUCCCGAGGCCCUGGGCCAAAAAAUCCCAAGGAUCCCUUCGCUGCUCUCGAUCCUUCCAACACCGAAGAUGAGCUCUCCGCAAGAUUUCCUAGUGUAGAAAGCUUCUCGAUCCUUCACGACCAAGGUGCGAGAUUCGACUUUGGUGGAUCGCCGCCGGAGAGUCCUUCGAUUAACAAGGGAGAGUCGUCGGGCACAUUAAGUGAAAGGGUAAUGAAAAAGUUGGCAGACCAAGCGUUCGAUGAGAUGCCUCCGAUUGCCGCGACUAAAUCGCAACCACUAUUAACUGGAUCGAACGAUAUGGCCUCUGGUUUUGCCCCACCGGAGGCUAGGAAGAUAUCAACGGGGGUGACAGAAACGCCUUCGAGCAAACCUGUGAUGAUUUCUCAGGGAACCAUGACUAGCCCUGCUUCAACCCCUUCACCCCACCCCAGUCGGAAUAGUGAGAGAUUUCAAUCGAAGUUCGGCGAGCAGCAUAGCGGGAGCAUCUCCGCCACACCAACAUCAAAUAGCGGGUAUAUGAGGCCUUCUCUAGGGGAACCCAGCAGAUCCGUAUCGACAUCUCCAUAUAGUCCCGCCAAUCUUGCUAGGAGAUCGUUCGAGCCUCCUCGUCCGGUCUCUACAAUCGGUUCACGGCCGACCCCAACUGGAAAGGCUCGGCCUAAGAGCACACACAUCGAAUCUAAUCUUGAUUUCCUUCGUGACUUGGGCUCUUCGUCUCGAUCCAAACACGCUACCCCUUCUCAACCACCCAAACUGGAAAAUAAUACCACAGGCCGAUCCACCUCAUCCGCUGUAUCUGAGCAUAUCGAGUCUAGUGUAGACUUUUUAAGAAUGCUUCAACAAGAAUCCGAUGCCUCUAAAGGUGGCAAACCUGACAAGCGCCUCCCAACCUCGACGCCAUCGUCCCACAAGCACAAAAAGACACCAUCCAUUACACUUGUCGGAACCAAAAACAUGCUGGCAGGUCGUUUUGGUGAAGCUUUUAGGAGAUUUGAAGCCGGCCCAGACACUAAGAAGAGUGGAAAAACUAGCCCGCAUACAAGUGAUUUUCCUUCGGACGAAUAUAUUGGACAACAAUCCUCGGAUUUGCAAGUGAGCAGCUCUGAAAUUCCUGCAGAGAUUAGAAGGGAGAUGGAGAAACGCCAACUUCAGGAAGAAGAGCGCAGGGUAGAGGCAGCUGCAGCGGCUUAUAAGCAAUCGAUAGCAGAAAAGGGUGCAGGGGGGAGACCCCCACGACCUAGGGCUGGAUCCAUACAGCGCAAAGUGCACGCUUUACUCAGUGAAGAAGAAAAGACACCUGCUCCCCGCACCGCCGAAGGGUAUGGCCGUUACACCGAAGCCACAUCUCCAAAGCCCCACGAAGCCCUAGAAAAGGAACUCCAGGGCCUGUCUAUGACCGAAUCAAUGCAACCUGGCACUGAUUCCGAUGCGCCCUCCGUGAAAUCCCUUGUUAAUCGGUAUGCUCGACCUGGGACGGAGCCGCAGUCAGGCCUGAAUACAGUAACCCCGGCAGCUCAGGGUAACCCAGGACUCCGCCCAAGUGCUCCCCGACAACUCCCACCCCGCCCUGGCCCCAAGCCUGAUAAGUUUAGAAAACUGCCGCCUUCCGAGCCACGACCACAAAUACCCACCGACUAUGGAUAUGGACUUGGACUUACGAGGUCUGAGGUUAACGAAUCGCCAAUACAAGAUGUUUCUUCUUCCAGCCUCAGCGGACGAGACGAUGAGCUCCUUGAGUUUAGAAAACGAUACCCAAGUCUCUCCGGGAUGGAGUUCGAAGCUGCAAACUCUUAUUCUAGAAGGUGA